AUGUCGGCAGAGACGCACCUUUCAGAAUUGUGCCGCGGGUCUGACAUAGACGCCAUCAUAGCGCGCCUUCGUCAGGUGGCGCCACUCGAUGAGUCACAGGACUCGGACAACAUCCCGUCAAACGGCACCUCGUUCAGAAGCCUCACUGAUCGCUACGGUAUAUGGGGCUACCAGGAUGGUGACGGGCGCACGGCAUUCCACUGGGCGGUUGCCCUCAAAAACUUCGACCUCGCUCAGACGUUAAUGAGUCCUCCCUACAGCUCGCCUGUCCUGACGGAGGACGAAGAGUGGACGACACCGUUUGCGACGGCCUGCAGUGUCGGCGCGCCAGUCGAGCUGUUGCAAGCAAUUCUAGACAAAAGUAUGGCGGAGUUCGUAAAAUACGCUAGCUGGAAGGCGAAACACUUUCCUUCUGCUGCGAUAAAGUCUGUGGGGGACUCAGGCACCACACCGGUAAUCUCUGUUGAUACGACAGACGGAAAGCAGGAAGGCGCAUUAUUCAAGACAGGGGUAAGGGGAGUUUCAAUUGCGCACGAUGCAACGGCAGAGUCCAUCAUGUUCGCCAUCGUCAACUCUGAGGAGGCGACGGGGCUUACACCUCUGCUGCUCGCUGCCGGGCGUGCUCACUUGGACAUCGCGCGGUUCUUGGUGACGCAUGGCGCAGAUCUCAAUCAUCAAAACGACCGCGGCCAAUCGGCGCUGCAUCGCGCUGUGAAUCGCGGAAACGCAGCUCUCGUGGAGUACCUCGUGGCGGUGAGUGAGAAGAAAAACGGGACAAACAAAGCUGCACAGCGGCGUUUUAUGGAUCUGCAGGAUAUUCAUGGGGAUUCGGCGCUGUUCUACGCUUCGCUGGAUAACAACGAAGAGAUGGGAAGGUAUCUGCUGCGUCACGGUGCCAGCCGCGACCUGCGCAACAGAGACGGAAAGAAUUUCUGGGAAGUGUAA
Messenger RNA from Leptomonas pyrrhocoris, 945 nucleotides. RefSeq lists its product as hypothetical. Bases 1 to 945 code for a protein of 314 amino acids. Lineage: Eukaryota; Euglenozoa; Kinetoplastea; Trypanosomatida; Trypanosomatidae. The transcript has a single exon. Gene Ontology annotation, molecular function: protein binding. Gene Ontology annotation, cellular component: nucleus; cytoplasm. The record is from RefSeq and is a predicted model, not a curated record.